Sebastes umbrosus (honeycomb rockfish) is the source of this 1126-nucleotide messenger RNA. It is a transcript of the gene znf511, whose product is annotated as zinc finger protein 511. Bases 97 to 1005 code for a protein of 302 amino acids. The record is from RefSeq and is a predicted model, not a curated record. NCBI's taxonomy places the organism in Eukaryota, Metazoa, Chordata, Actinopteri, Perciformes, Sebastidae. The transcript has 6 exons.
AUUCCGCGACAACUACAACCAAAACAUAAAGCUCGUGGCGGCAGUCGCAGCUCUUUACCUGGUUAACGUGAGAGUUACUAUGAACACCUGGGAACGAUGCUGCAGCAGACAGAAAUGGUCCGACUCCUAACAGAGGGACAUGUGUUAGUAAAAAGCUGCGAUGAAGACACACAGGAGGAGCCGAGGCAGAGUAAGGAAGAGGAGGAGAGAAACCCGUUCAUCUUCACCCCGCAGCUCAUCCACCUGCACAGGGACCACCAGCUGUUUGAGGAUGGAGACAUUUACAGACACAUGUAUCUGCAAGACCUCUACAUCUCAGAGGCUGAGGACAAGCCAGCACUCAGUGUUUCAGAGUUUGCCUGUCACAUUUCCGGCUGCAGUGCCGUCUUCAGCACUUUGGAGGAGUAUGAGCACCACUACAACUCCCUUCACAGACACGUGUGCUGCUCCUGCCGUCGCUCCCUGCCAAGUGCCCGGCUCCUAGACAUUCACAUUCAGGAGUGGCACGACUCUCUCUUCACUAUCCUCGCCCAGAGGCAAGAUAUGUACCAGUGUUUGGUGGAGGGCUGUGGACAGAAGUUCAGCACUAGUAAACACAGAAAGGACCACCUAAUAAGAAUUCACAAGUAUCCUCCAGACUUCAGAUUUGACAAAACCAAGAAGGACAGAGGAACCCAGCAGACAAAGAGACAGCAGCAGAAAGACACCGCCAUGGAGGUAGUGGAUGAUGUUUGUGAGUCUGAGGGUGUGUGUGAGGUUAUGUGUGAUGUACGGCCUGUUCAGCCCGAGCAGGGAGAAUCCAUGGAGACGCAUGUGUCUGAGGAAGGCAUGGCAAAGUCCGCCUCUACUGAGGAGCAGGAAGAUCUUUCUGCUGUAGCUCACAGCGCGGGGAAUACAAGCACACAGCCACUAAAACCACGAUACUCCUACAGGGUCCCCACAACCGUGUGUUUCGGUCACGGCUCUGUUCGAGGCUUCAGAGGGCGGCGGGGAAGGAGGAAAUGAAACACCACAGUUCUGGUUUCUGUCCUUUAGGAUAAACAACUUUAUACCCGUGUCUUGUAACCGAAUAUAUAUAUAUUACUGUCAUGUUUCCUUGACUUAAAAUAAAAUGUUUUUUUACAAA